AUGACUGCCUGUGCAUUGGCCGUCAUCAACAGCACGAUCACUCCGAACAUGACCUUCACAAAAACUUCUCAAAAAUUUGGCCAAUGGUCGGACAUCAGGGCUAAUACGGUGUAUGGCUUAGGCUUUGCGUCGGAACCCGAGCUUAAUAAGUUCAUCGAGAAGUUCCAGGAGGUGAAGGAAGCGACUCGCCAAGCGGCGCAGCAGAAAGCUCAACAACAGACCAACGGCAGCGCCUCGACACCGGUCACUUCGGCCAGCGCGUCCCCCUGUAGCAGCCGGAGCGUUCCCACGCCUCCUGUCCCGUCUCAGACGCCCCCCUCUGAGGGCGGCCCAACUGAGGACGCCCCCGCCAACCAGCUCGACCACGUGGUUAGCAGCCUCCCUUCCAAUGUCAACGAGAUCGCCAAUACUCUCAAGUCCUCUCUCGUCGCACAUCAAAGAAGCCAAAGCUUAUCCGGACUCCAGGCUAGCAAGGCCUCCGAUAGUCCGAAGCAUCAAACAAAAGACAAGACAUCUGUGGCAAGUCUACCGCAAACUACAGUUGAAGCACAACUUCGGUACGAAAAUGAUCGCCUCAAGUUAGCUCUUGCUCAAAGCUCUGCGAAUGCCAAAAAGUGGGAAGUUGAACUUCAGACAUUAAAAAGCAAUAAUGCCCGCUUAACUGGAGCACUCCAAGAAAGUACUGCUAAUGUUGAAGAGUGGAAGAGGCAACUGCAGGCGUUAAAAGAAGAAAAUACAAAAAUGAAAUCCAAGGUUUUAGAAUUAGAAGCUAGCCAUGGUAAUCCUGAGGCAAUAGCAGAACUAAGGAAGGAAAUUGGUACUUUACGAAGCAAGAAAGAGAUUCUUGAAGAACAAGUGAAUAGCAAAGAUAAUGAACUUGAACAAAUGCGGAAAAGAAUUGAAGAUAACCAUCAAGGUCAAUCUGCUAGCCAAAAGGUUGAAGAUAAGCUCAAAGUUCUUUUAGCUGACAAUGAAGGAUUGCGGAAUAGUGUUAGUCGACUUCAAGAACAAUUAGACACUACAAAAUCUAGUAACAAGGUCAAGAAAGGCGCUUUAGAACAACUAAAUCAAAGAUUGGCUCAAAAAAUACAGGAACUGAAAGACAUUCAACACGAGAUCUCAAAUUUACUUAAUUCCUGAUACUUGAACUCUUUACUUCAUAUGAUAUUUCAAUGCCCUUGAUCAGAAAGAGUAGCUCCCUAUCAAAAAAAUUAAAGAAAAAACUUAUUCAAAUGGAUCCUUACUAAAGAAAUUAUACUUAA
Messenger RNA from Uloborus diversus, 1262 nucleotides. RefSeq names its product homer protein homolog 1-like. Gene Ontology annotation, cellular component: plasma membrane; cytoplasm; dendrite. Gene Ontology annotation, molecular function: G protein-coupled glutamate receptor binding. Lineage: Eukaryota; Metazoa; Arthropoda; Arachnida; Araneae; Uloboridae. The transcript is spliced from 8 exons. The coding region runs from base 1 to 1140 and encodes 379 amino acids. The record is from RefSeq and is a predicted model, not a curated record. Gene Ontology annotation, biological process: regulation of store-operated calcium entry; G protein-coupled glutamate receptor signaling pathway.